Messenger RNA from Prorocentrum cordatum, 986 nucleotides. Lineage: Eukaryota; Dinophyceae; Prorocentrales; Prorocentraceae. The record is from the annotation of a GenBank genome assembly.
AGCUAUGCUUUGCAAGCAGCGCGUCGUCGGCCUGCGCCCAGGGCGGCCCGCCCGACCGCCAUGUGCCGCUGGGAGGGCAGCCCGAGCCGCCUCGGCGCCCUGGCGCUGCUGUGGUGGGCGGCGAACACGCGGCUGCGGCCCGCCUUUGCCCGGCGGAACCUGGCCUUCUUCGGGCAGUGCCGGCCCGAGGCCUGGAGGCCGGCCGAGGGCCCGGAGAACGAGACCGGCCUGACGGUGCUGCAGGCGACGGUGGGGCACUCGGGGACCACGAGCAUGUCCGCGGCCCUGCACCUGCUCGGGCUGCGGUCCUUCCACAGCGACGACGUGCUCGUGUACCUCCCGGAGAUGUUCUUCCCGAGGCCGGACGUGGCCGCGCUGCUGCGGUCCUGCCGCGUGGAGGCCGUGGCGCUGCAGCACUGGCUGGAGCUGAACUUCGAGCUGAUCGAGCGGCGCUUCCUCCAGCAGCAGCAUGAUCGGCAGUCCCCGCAUCGUCAAGGCUGUCCAUUUCGUGUAGAGGACUGUGUAUCCGGUGCUGCUUGAACAACUGCUGGACAGGUGUACCUGGCGCGCGGGUCUCGGCACCAGCCCCUGUACGAGACAUCGAUGUGAAGUGCAGGUGAAGGGAAUGCUCGAGUAUGGGGAAUGCUGAAUGUCUCAGGCGAUCUCGGUGAUGGUGGUAAUACUCUGGCUUGAGCCAGGAGGAGGAGGAGGCCGAAAUAAGGAGGGUGGGUGGCGGAGCCGGUCACGGGCGUUCUCGUGAAUUGUUUAGAUUGGGUUUGGACAUGACCGUUGCUCGUCCUGGAGAGCCAUUGUUGCCACGGCCAGAUCUUCUUCGAAAUGUUGGUAAGAGCACACCCCUUGAAAAGUCCGUGGGGUAGCAGUAUCUGCAUCUUCCUUCUCUCCCCCAAGGUGAGCCCGUUGCCUGUGGCGUGCCCCACCACCGUGCCAGCGCAGCAUCUUCACAAAUAUUCGCGCGGGGUGGUUCU